GAUGGGAAACCAGCCAGCAAAAACUCAGCCACGAGGAAAAUUCCUGGCUGGCCCUUGCUACACUUUGCUUCUUUGGGCCUAAUGGUGAGAGCACAACAGGGCUGUUCAAAUGGUUUCUUCUCCGUCAUUCAUAUGUAUGGCAGAGGCUGAAUGUUGUUCAAACAAAGUCUGCACUGGAGACAUACCUGAUAGACCCCAGGGAAGCCAGUCUUUCCCCACAGGCUGCAUACUCUAGACCGGGGAAAGACAAACAGCAUUACUCAUGCAGAGGAAAAGGCAGAACUUGUGCUUUAAAUCUAAAAACAAACACUGGUGCUAGUGCUUUGCAGUAUCUAUAUUCUUCAGAGCACUUCCUCAACCACCACUUCCCCAAAACACCGUUUCCCUCCAGUUUAUAAAGCCCCUGUGGCACACAGUGCUGUGUUCAGCAAGACUUGGCAGCUCCCUGUGCUUGCAUCCCAUCAGCAUGAAAGUGUCCCUUGGCCUCAGCUUCUUCCUGGCUUUCCUGGACCCAGGGAUCUCCCUUCAGUGUGAGGUUUGUCACAGCAUAGGAAAAAGCUGCUCUGGCUCCAUGAAAACCUGUAGUGGUGGUGAAGAUACCUGUGGCAUCAUUCUGCAUGAGGUCAUGAUAGGGGGGAUGGCAAUCCCUUCGUCCAUCAAGUCCUGCCUGCCGUCCAGCAUUUGCCAGCUUGGCCCUAUCACCAUGAACUAUGGGAAGGUAAAAGCAAGGAGUCACUUGGCUUGCUGCACAGGCGAUGACUGUCAAACAAUCUCUGUCUCCUUGCCACCAGAGGACAAUGUGCCCAAUGGAUACCAGUGUCCUGCCUGCUACAGUGUGGACUCCUUUCAGUGCGGUAACGAAAUCGUAAACUGCACCGGAUCUGAAACCCAGUGUGUUGACCUUGCUGGGUUAAUGAAUUCUGGUGGACUGUCUCUGAAAGCUGCCAUGAAGGGUUGCACCACCAUUUCUGAAUGCAGUAUUGUAGGAGAUGGAAAAAACAAUCUGGGGAUGAUGGACAUAAAGUUAAGGCGGUUCCAAUGCAAACCAGCUUCUACUUUGGCCAGAGUGAGUGCUGGGUUUGCCCCUCGAGACACCGUCUUCCUCCCUGUCCUGUCAGGAUUCAUCUUGGAGAAGGUACUUUUCUGACUCUCACUAGUACUGGGUUAAGCAAAGCCCACGACAAACUCCAGCAGUGGUUAAUACCAAGUCCUGUUUGGUGUGGCUUCUCCUGUGUGGGGAGUUUGUUUUCAUAUUAGUUCUUCUUCUUUUAUAAUUUCACAGAAUAAAGACAGUACUU
Aquila chrysaetos chrysaetos is the source of this 1298-nucleotide messenger RNA. RefSeq names its product phospholipase A2 inhibitor subunit gamma B-like. Gene Ontology annotation, molecular function: phospholipase inhibitor activity. Gene Ontology annotation, cellular component: extracellular region. Bases 467 to 1147 code for a protein of 226 amino acids. NCBI's taxonomy places the organism in Eukaryota, Metazoa, Chordata, Aves, Accipitriformes, Accipitridae. The transcript has 5 exons. The record is from RefSeq and is a predicted model, not a curated record.